Molecule: messenger RNA, 1747 nt
Organism: Solanum tuberosum (potato)
Lineage: Eukaryota; Viridiplantae; Streptophyta; Magnoliopsida; Solanales; Solanaceae
Product: L-ascorbate oxidase homolog
Exons: 1
Coding region: 1-1704 (567 amino acids)
Molecular function (GO): oxidoreductase activity; copper ion binding
Source: RefSeq, a predicted model, not a curated record
AUGGAGGAAGCCAAUAAUGUAAAAAUUGUGGCUUUGCUUAUAAUUUGCCUCUCCGUUGGAGCUUUGUUGGUAAAAGCUGAGGAUCCUUACCUCUUUUUCGAGUGGAAUGUCACUUAUGGCACAAUUGCUCCGUUGGGUGUCCCCCAACAAGGUAUCCUAAUCAAUGGGCAACUUCCGGGGCCCAGGAUCAAUUGCACAUCCAACAAUAAUAUUGUUGUCAAUGUCUACAAUAAGCUAGAUGAGCCCUUACUCCUUACUUGGAAUGGUAUCCAACAAAGGAAGAAUUCAUGGCAAGAUGGUACCCCAGGAACCAUGUGUCCUAUCAUGCCUGGUACAAAUUUCACUUAUCAUUUUCAAGUGAAGGACCAAAUUGGUAGCUUCUUCUACUUUCCUACUACAAGCUUGCAUCGUGCAUCCGGUGGCUUCGGUGCCCUCGAUGUUCAUAGUCGUAACCUUAUUCCCAUUCCUUUUGACAAACCCGCUGAUGAGUACAAUGUCUUUUUGGGCGAUUGGUACAAUAAGGGACACAAAGCCCUGAAAAAGACGUUAGAUGGAGGACGCACCAUUGGGAGACCUGAUGGUAUUCACAUUAAUGGAAAGUCCAAUAAACUUGGUGACAAAGCAGAGCCAUUAUUCAGCAUGGAAGCUGGCAAGAUCUAUAGGUACAGGAUGUGCAACGUCGGUAUGAGGACCUCAGUUAAUGUCAGGAUCCAAGGUCAUGCGAUGAAGCUAGUGGAGAUGGAAGGAUCACAUACCGUGCAAAAUAUGUACGACUCUCUUGACAUCCACGUUGGUCAAUGUCUUUCGGUCUUGGUCACUGCUGAUCAGGAGCCUAAGGACUAUUACAUGGUUGUUUCUAGCCGAUUUUUGAAGCAAGCCAUCUCCUCCGUAGCCAUCCUACGUUAUGCAAAUGGCAAGGGAGUCGGAUCAACAUCAAUAUCUGAUCAUCUCCCAACACCUCCACCAAAUAACACUCAAGGUAUUGCUUGGUCCAUGAAUCAAUUUCGAUCCUUCAGAUGGAAUCUCACAGCUAGUGCUGCCCGUCCUAAUCCUCAGGGAUCCUAUCACUACGGACAGAUCAACAUUACUCGCACCAUCAAGAUUGUCAACUCGAGAAGCCAAGUAAAUGGCAAGCUUCGAUUUGCCUUGAAUGGUAUCUCUCAUAUGGAUAGUGACACCCCAUUGAAGCUUGUUGAGUACUUUGGAGUAGCUGAAAAGACUUUCAAGUAUGAUGUGAUGGGGGAUGAGCCUCCGACUCCUAGCAGCAACAACAACAAAGUGGUGACCAUUGCUCCAAAUGUGAAAAAUGCUACCUUUCGUAAUUUCGUGGAGAUUAUCUUUGAGAACGAAGAAAAGACUAUCCAGACGUAUCACUUGGAUGGAUAUUCAUUUUUUGCAGUAGGGAUCGAGCCUGGGAAAUGGAAACCUGAGAAAAGAAAGAACUACAACUUAGUAGAUGCAGUAAGCAGACACAGUAUCCAAGUGUAUCCAAAUUCGUGGGCAGCCAUAAUGACAACUUUAGACAAUGCAGGAAUAUGGAACUUACGAUCCGAUAUGUGGGAGAGAAACUACUUAGGACAACAAUUAUAUUUUAGUGUACUCUCUCCUUCACGCUCCUUGAGGGAUGAGUAUAACCUCCCAGACAACCAUCCUCUUUGUGGUAUUGUCAAGAGUAUGCCCAUGCCGCCACCAUACAAACCAUAGUAGCCUAAUACUCUAAUAAUUAGCAUCAAAGGUCUAUAUAUAU